Messenger RNA from Aspergillus sclerotioniger CBS 115572, 1880 nucleotides. RefSeq names its product phosphatidylserine decarboxylase 1. Gene Ontology annotation, biological process: phosphatidylethanolamine biosynthetic process. Lineage: Eukaryota; Fungi; Ascomycota; Eurotiomycetes; Eurotiales; Aspergillaceae. The coding region runs from base 121 to 1758 and encodes 545 amino acids. The transcript has a single exon. Gene Ontology annotation, molecular function: phosphatidylserine decarboxylase activity. The record is from RefSeq and is a predicted model, not a curated record. Gene Ontology annotation, cellular component: mitochondrion.
UGAUCCUGCAAUUCACAGCCUCUGCCCCCGGUCAUCCUUCCCCGUGCUUGAGGGCCGGUGUUUCGCACUCGUUGCUUCUGUUCCCCCUCUGGGAUGACUUGCUCCGAGUAGAACCGCAUUAUGGCCCUGUGCCUGUCCAGCCGUUCUGUACUGUGUCGCCGGAAGUUCACAGUCUCCCCUCAUGGGGAGAAGGUAGGAUUGAUGGAAGUUUCGUUGCGGGCCACUGGUCGCCGUAAGACCGGUGCCAGGCAGUUUUCACAGUCCUGGAAGCAGUAUCAGCACCAAAACUCCCACGAAAAUCCUCCCCGGAGCACCUUCGGCUCCCGCCUCCGUUUUGCCCUGCGCAACACCAAGGUCGAAUGGUAUCCCAUCCCCGUCGGCCUCGGCAUCGGCCUGCUGGGAUUGCUGCAGUUCUAUAAAGCCCAGCGUGCCGAACGCGAACGCGCUGAGAGAGAAGCCGCCGGCGAGUCUCUGGAUUUUGAAAAAGUUUCUCCGCGUCCGAAGCAUCGAUUGAGCGGACCAUGGCAGGUCCAGAUCAUGUCCACCUUGCCGCUCAAGGCCAUGUCCCGGCUGUGGGGACGCUUCAACGAGAUCGAGCUGCCCUAUUAUCUCCGUGUGCCGGGCUUCAAGCUCUACUCCUGGGUCUUUGGUGUCAACCUGGAUGAGGUUGCGGAACCCGAUCUUCACACGUACCCCAACUUGGCGGCCUUCUUCUACCGCAAACUGAAACCGGGGGUCCGGCCGUUGGACCCCGACACUCGCGCUAUUCUCGCCCCCUCCGAUGGACGUAUUCUGCAGUUUGGAUUGAUCGAACGUGGCGAGGUCGAGCAGGUCAAGGGGGUCACAUACAGUUUGGAUGCACUACUAGGUGCCGCGACCCCGAACCAUGCAGACCACACCGAUAAGUUUACCGACCAUCAGGGAGAGCCGGCCCAGAAGAACGAGGCCAAGAUGCUGGCGGACGAGGAGUUUGCCAAGAUGAACGGCAUCUCCUACACGCUCCCUACCCUUCUGGCAGGAGACCAGAACGGUGCACGGAAGCGCUCAGCGUCCAUCGAUGCGUCCACUCCGUACAAGGCCUCCGCGGAAGCCGAAGUCGAGGCAGACCUGGCUCGUGGAGAUGGUGCGCCGUGGUACGCCCCGAAGCCGACCUCGAACAACGCUCUCUACUAUGUCGUGAUCUACCUCGCCCCAGGUGAUUACCAUCGCUUCCAUUCGCCUGUGCCGUGGGUGGUGCAGAGCCGCCGUCACUUUGCAGGCGAAUUGUUCUCUGUGUCGCCAUACCUGCAGCGCCACCUGCCAGGCCUGUUCACUCUCAAUGAGCGUGUCGUGCUGCUCGGCCGCUGGCGCUGGGGAUUCUUCAGUUACACCCCAGUGGGUGCCACCAACGUGGGCUCGAUCAAGGUGAACUUUGACGCAGAGCUGCGUACCAACAGCCUGACCACCGACACCGCGGCCGAUAUGGCAGCCGCUGCAGCAGCCAAGCGCGGCGAGCAGGACCCGGGCUUUGUGGAGGCGACCUACCUUCACGCCAGCCGAACCCUGGGCGGCCAUCCGCUGCAGCGCGGUGAAGAGAUGGGCGGGUUCCAGCUGGGUAGCUCGAUUGUGCUGGUGUUUGAGGCACCAGUGGGCACUCGCAAGUCGUUUGAUGCGGGCUGGGAGGAAGGCCACCGUGAGGGUGGAUGGAACUGGACCAUUGAGAAGGGACAGCGUAUCAAGAUGGGUGAGAAACUGGGAUAUGUGGACGCUGAUCACUAGAAUGAAAAUGGGUGGAAUUUAAAAGCCGAUUUAGAGCAAUGCACCGCUGGCUGCGGUUACCUAUGUAUCAUAUAUUUAUUGUACAUCCAGCUAUGCUGAUUUAAUACCUACUGUUACUGAAC